GGGAGCGCGAGGGGGAGGGGAGUGCGCCCAACUUCUGCGGGUGGACCCGGGAGGCAGCCCCGGCCGCAGCCGCACGUGCGGAGACCCGAGGCCCGGUGUCCUCCCGGCACAGCGCGGAGGCAGCUGCGGCCUGAGAGACGAGGGAGGGGAGGAAACGAGGUCGGAAAGGCAUGUGGCCGGGACAGAAUUGGUGGGGUGCCCCCUUUCUCAACAGGGAACCUGAGACAUUUUUCUUUUUUUCUAAUUGCGUAGGUGAGUUUCCAGUUUCACAAGAAAGCCUGGUUUAGUGGGUACUGCCAUUCACCCAGAGUAAUAUCAGUGUUUGGGCACCUAUCCUGCACCCAGAAAGCUCCCAGUGACUGUGAUGAAUGAGUUUUUCUCUCCUGAGGUCUUUCUUCCCACCUGAAGUGGGGACCUUCUACCCUACCACCGCACCACCCAGCCCAUCUCAAUAAUUAGUGCGACACAGAGAACCUGAUGCCACCUCUCCGGAUUGCCCCAAGCCGUUUACUUUCCCAGCUGUAUUGUGGAUUGAAGCCUCCAGCCGCUAUACAAACCAAGAUUUGCCUAACAAUGGCUCGUCCAAGUUCAAGUAUGGCUGACUUCCGGAAGGUUUUUGCAAAAGCCAAGCACAUAGUCAUCAUUUCAGGGGCUGGUGUCAGUGCUGAGAGUGGGGUACCGACUUUCAGAGGAGCGGGAGGUUAUUGGAGAAAAUGGAAAGCUCAGGACCUGGCCACCCCUCAGGCCUUUGCCCGAAACCCAUCCCAGGUGUGGGAGUUCUACCACUACCGGCGCGAGGUGGUGCAGAGUAAGAAACCCAACGCCGGGCAUCUGGCCAUCGCUGAGUGCGAGGCCCGGCUGGGCAGGCAGGGCCGACGGGUCGCGGUCAUCACGCAGAACAUCGAUGAGCUGCACCGCAAGGCCGGCACCAAGAACCUUCUGGAAAUCCAUGGUAGCUUAUUUAAAACUCGAUGCACCUCUUGUGGAGUUGUGGCUGAGAAUUACAAGAGUCCAAUUUGUCCAGCUUUAUCAGGAAAAGGGGCUCCAGAACCUGAAACUCAAGAUGCCAGAAUCCCAGUGGAGAAACUUCCCCGGUGUGAAGAGGCAGCGUGCGGGGGCCUGCUGCGACCGCACGUGGUGUGGUUUGGAGAAAACCUGGACCCUGCCGUCCUGGAGGAGGUCGACAGGGAGCUGGCCCUCUGUGACCUGUGUCUAGUGGUGGGAACUUCCUCGGUGGUCUACCCCGCCGCCAUGUUUGCCCCCCAGGUGUCUGCCCGGGGGGUACCGGUGGCCGAAUUUAACAUGGAAGCCACCCCUGCAACGAACACAUUCAGGUUUCAUUUCCAGGGGCCAUGUGGGACGAUGCUUCCUGAAGCCCUUGCACCUCAUGAAACUGAAACUGUUUCUUAAUUGCCCUGAGGAAGGAAGAAAUCACAGCGUAUCUACCAGGCCACCAACAGGAGAAACAGUCUUGUGGAUGGUGAGCUGAAUACUGAAAGGUCUGAAUAUAUCUUCUGGAAUCCAAACUGCUGAUAAAUGAUGGGACUUAGAAGAAAUAGUAGUAAACGUGUUUAGAAGGAGAAGUCACAGAACUUCUCAAGUCAAUUCAUGUUAUUUGGUUUGAACCUAAACAUAAGAUACCUCUGAUGUGUUUGGUUGGUUACCAGGAGGGAAACAACUUUGUAAUUAGAUUGUCUAAAAAAAGUAAUUUUUUUUUUUUGCUAUUUGGGUAGAGGGGUAAAACCCUGGUAUUUCUGAUUUUUGUGCAAGGUUUGGUGGAAAAUAAAAUCCCUUUCUACAGCAGGUAAUUGACUGUAUAAAGAUGUUACCCCAAGAGA
Messenger RNA from Mesoplodon densirostris (Blainville's beaked whale), 1838 nucleotides. RefSeq names its product sirtuin 5 (gene SIRT5). The transcript is spliced from 11 exons. Bases 478 to 1410 code for a protein of 310 amino acids. Gene Ontology annotation, molecular function: protein-malonyllysine demalonylase activity; NAD+ binding; protein-succinyllysine desuccinylase activity. The record is from RefSeq and is a predicted model, not a curated record. Lineage: Eukaryota; Metazoa; Chordata; Mammalia; Artiodactyla; Ziphiidae.